AUGCAUAUCCAAGAGUUCCCCGACACUAUUUUGCUAUUAAUUUUUCGAUGUCUCGGCGAGACAGACUUGUGCCACAUUGCCCAGGUCUGCCGAACAUGGAGGUUGAUCGCGUAUGAUAGUUCACUGUGGAAGUCAGUGAAUCUUAAACGGUUUCAUAAACUCAAUGAAAUGUGCCUUAUCAAGGUAAUUCGCUCUCGGAUGGUGCCAAUGCUAUACAAGCUUAACCUAGGAGGGUUUACGUUGUCGCCAAGAGUUUUUCACGUUCUAGUGGAGAAUUGUCCUAAACUAAGAGUGCUCUGUUUAGAAUCCACGACAUUUGUUGAAGACUUCACGGGGAAGGUGAGUAGUAAAGGGUAGAAAGACCAAAAAGAAAGAAAAACGAAAAAAGAAAAGAAGACAGUGCCAAUUUUUCCGCCGCAACGAGUGGUUGAAUAACGGAGGAAACAACGCGGCAGAUAAGAGGUUGACAACUCGAAGUUAAGAUGUGUAGGUCCGGAUUCAUGUCUUGUUCUUGCGUUGUUUCCUUAGACAACAACUUUGACUCUUUUCACUCGGAACAGGUGCAUGUAUGGGUACCGGCGACACACCACACUGCUAAGGGGAACCCUGUUACGGAGGGGGAGGGAGGGGGAAGGAGAGGGGUGGGGGUGGGGGCAGCAAUGCAGCAAUAUACCAAUACACCUUGGUCUUUCAUGCUACUGAAACCGAAAUAAGCUUCCCACCGUGCAGGCCUCGAUAGCUCAAGUGCGCUUUUACCAAAGAGGUAAUAUCGGACGUGACAGUACAAAGAGAUGCACUUUGGUGUCGCUUCAGCACUUGUUUGUUCCCACCUCGCCCACCCAGACCAGUCACGGCACAAGUGAGAUAAACCAUGACACCAGGGUUUUUCAACCCCGUCACUUUUCGAACAACGUCAGGGGUCUUUUUACGUCCCCUCUGCCUGACAUGUAAGGAUGAUAUUUCAUUUCAAUGACAAAAGUGAGGAAUUCGCUAAUGUUAACUAAAUUUGUUUGUCUCAGUUUUGUUCUAUAAAUAGCAACUGUGUACAGCGACAUUUAAAAAUAUCACCGCGAGAAUGAUCUUACAAGUCUUUCUUUAAAAAAGAAAACAACAACAACAACAGCGAUCGUGGCUGAUUGUCGCCUGGCUUUCACCACGCAACCUCCCACUCAGCAGGCCAGUGACGCGCUUUAUUUCCUGUUAAUUUCUGGCUCAUGUAUUGGAUCAGCACAAAUGACUACAAGAGAGUUACCGUGUAACAUGAAAAUCUUGCGGGAGUUUUAUUUUGCGGAUUGGCGAUUUUUUGUGGUUUGCGGGAACAAAUUUUGGCGGUUCGAGAUGACUGAAAUUUCUGGUAGGAACUAAUUUUUGCGAUUCUCUGUUCAAGUAGCAGAAUAUUUAAGUAGAAGAAACCUUAACAUGGUAUUUUCAACUUUUAUUUUACGGUAUGUUGAGUCAAAGUUCACUCUACUUACAUAUUUAAUGGAGAAUAAUACGGUAAUCACUGUAAUAUCUUACUCCACCAAGGGACUGAACAACAGCAAAACAAAACAAAGGCCUAUCCCUAACAUACACAACAAGUCCAUUAAAAGCAGAGUUUUUAAUUUGACUGAAGGGAGUUAAUUUUUGCAGCGUUUUAUUUUUUCUGCGCGAACUAAUUUUUGCGGAUCGAGGUCAAUCCGCAAAAUUUGCAAAAAUUAGAACCUGCAAAAUUUUCACGCUACACGGUAGAACAAAACAAUUUGUAUGCUAUUUGUAUUUGUUCUAGGAGACAUCGUUCCCGGAAAACCUAUCAAAAUUGGAUAUACGCCACAGCUCUGGACACCCAGGCGCCUUUAGAAUCAUGUCCCAACGUCUACAAACAGUAAAGUGCCUUGGGGUUAGUGAUCAAUUAUUUGAGAGCCUAGAGUUGGAAGUGGAAAAACGAGGGGUUUUUGUCUCGCUGCAAGCUGUAAGAAUACUUGAGUUCAGUUACUGUUCUUCACUCACAGAUCAAAUGGUGCGUUACAUCGCAGAACACUGCAGGUAAAGAAUUUGGGAUGAACGAGAACAUUUUCCCCAUCACUACUCAACAUUUUGGGUGAGAACAGAGAUUUGACUGCCAUUAAGAAUUAACUGAAGGCGGAAUGUUUAAGUCAGUCAAACGAAAACGAGAUGUAACGUUAAUUAACAGCGAGAAGCUAUUUCCUUUCUCUCUGCUGCUGCGUUAUAAGUAAUCUGAAAACUAGGUCUAAGCGUGAAAACUUGCUAAAUUUGCGCAAUCUUAAGCCUGUGUAAUAGGAGAGGUCAUUGCAAGACAGGCAUUGUUUAAUACGAAUCUUGAAAAAUCUUAUUCACAGGAAUCUUAAAUCACUCUGUCUCCGAAGAUGCAACAACAUUCAGGGUGAGAGCCUUCCGAAGCUAAUCGAUAACUGCUCGUCACUGACGUCACUGGUGCUCGAUGGCACGAAUGUUUCGGACAACGCUGUUAUGUCCGUUCGCUGGGAGAAGUCGGUGAUUUCAGAAGUAGACCUAUCUUGGUGCAGACACCUGACUGAAAAUGGUUUAAAAUUCAUGUUACCACGCUGUCGGUUUCUCCGUUAUCUGCGACUCUGCUGUUGUGGGUAGGUUGGGGGUACAACCAAGUAACUAGUCUAGUAAUGGUUUCAUUUAUGCCACCUCUAGAUCAUCAAAACCAUGAAGCUACAACUGCACUGAACUUUACUGACAUGUAACUGUGACAAUGCGUUGUAGCCUCUGGCCUUGGUGGGUCACAACCCUUUGGGAGGGAGAGUAGCACAAAGGCAUACUUGUGACGGAGAGUUGCGAAGACUCUUAUGGCAGGGUCCAUGAAGCUAUGGGGCUGGCUGGGCUAUAGCCAAACCGGGGAUCCUCCUGAAUAAGCUACAGCGCCUUUAGGUAGUCGUUGAGCUUGCGCGUAGCGUAAGCGGGCCCCAACAAUCCAAAACAUGCUUCAAGGUCCCUGUAUGGGCCUUCUGCAACAUGAACCUUCAAAGAUGGUAUUGUUUAUUUUAACAGUUUUGAACUCUCGAGUACGACUAGAAUCCUAAAGCAUUCUGCACCGCUAACUGUGUUUACAUUGAAAAUGACCUUUUUGACAGGCCUUAAAAAACAAAAAAAGGGAUUGGCCAGAGACAACUGUAACAACAACAGCUACUCUAUUCCAAACAGGUAUGGUCACGCAAUCACAGACGAUGUCCUGAAUUCGAUGACUCAAAACCCCUGCUCUUUUUUAGAAGUAUUGGAUCUCAGCUAUAGCAGUGAAGUAACAAACAGCGCCCUCGGAAGAUUCAUAACACACUGCCCUUCGUUGCGAUAUCUGAGAGUCUACCAUUGUCAAAUGCUUACGUCAGCAUUAAUGAGUCUCAUUCCCAGUGACUCACACGUAUUCGUCGUGGCGAACUUUUUCUCGCUGCAGCGAGGGGGGCUAGUGACGAGCGCUACCACGGAGGGCCCGUGGACAGUUUGGUCAGCGCCAAUGAGCUAUUCUCGAACGAUGAGUUUAGAUCAAAGUUUACAAGAGGACUAA
Porites evermanni is the source of this 3529-nucleotide messenger RNA. The record is from the annotation of a GenBank genome assembly. Lineage: Eukaryota; Metazoa; Cnidaria; Anthozoa; Scleractinia; Poritidae.